CUGCGCGGUCUUAACAUGGCUCCUGCCCUGAGACAAGCCUUAGAUGUUCGUCUGAAGAAGUCAAAUAUUCCAGGAAAGCAAAAGCUGGAACUUGGAAGGGAUACUUGUGAGGUAGUCAGACUUGGGGCCUCGAUUUUCAUAGGCCCAUGGAGACAGAACUGCCUCUCUUUUCAGCAAGAAUAUUUAAAAGAUGCUUCAAAGAAGAUGAAAAGUGGGCUUAUGUUUGUAAAAUUGGUUAACCCAUGUUUAGGCGAAGGAGCCCUUUACUUGUUCAAUAUGUGUCUACAGCAGCUGUUUGAAAUAAAAGUGUUCAAGGAAAAACACCGUUCUUGGUUUAUAAAUCAAUCAGUUCAAUCAGGAGGUCUUCUCCACAUUGCCACACCCAUGGACCCUCUAUUUCUGCUCCUCCACUACCUUAUUAAGGCUGAUAAAGAGGGAAAGUUUCAGCCUCUCGAUCAAGUUGUGGUGGAUGACAUGUUUCCGAAUUGCAUCUUGUUGCUGAAACUUCCUGAACUUGAGAAGUUACUUCAACACGUGACAGAGCAAAAAGAAAUAGGCACAAGGAAAUACUAUAAGUACAGCAAAGAGAAGACAUUAAAGUGGCUGGAAAAAAAGGUUAAUCAGACUAUGGCAGCGUUGAAAACCAAUAACAUAAACGUUGGUGCCCGGGUACAGUCUGCUGCAUUUUUCUGCAGUCACCAGGUUUCCAGUGACAAGGAAGAGGAUUAUAUUCGUUAUGCCCAUGGUCUGAUAUCUGACUAUAUCCCUAAAGAAUUAAGUGAUGACUUAUCUAAAUAUUUAAAGCUUCCAGAAACUUCAGCUUCAUUGCCAAAUCCUCCAUCAAAGGUGGCAGCACAAAGACAGAAACGGAACAAGUGACAGCAGGUCCACGCAAGGCUUGGCCACUUCUCGUCUUACUUAAGAUUCUGCCAAAGAGCUACGGAUUUUUCUUUUGCCCUUUCUAGAAAAUCACCAGAUGCCAAAAGAUGUGUGCUAAAGAACUAACCAUGAAUGAUGUAUUUCUUGGAUCAGUUCCACUAGUGUGGUGGGCAGCAGCAUACCACCGCCCCUACCCCAAAGCGAUUCCCUCAGGAAACUUGAAAGCACCCCAAGAUGUGAACCAGCCCACAGUCUGAGGGGAUCGGGCUACAUCACCCUCUGUCCCAGGCCCAUCCCUGGAAAGGUGUGGAUUUUUACAGUCAAGUGCUUCAGAUUUCAAAACAUUGGCAAGAGAAGGCUCGUUGUGAAAUUUGGGCCGUUUCUUCAACCUCACCAUGGUGGCCUGUUCUGCUUCCCUGGGUUUAGACGAGCAUGUUUUAGGUAUGUGGUGACCACAGAUGUAUAGUGAUCAUAAGUACUCGAUGAACACUAAAGUACACCAAAGCUUUGAUGAACCAGUUUUCUACCCUUCUAAUUUAUAACAGGACCUGAACAUGUGCAUUUUA
Molecule: messenger RNA, 1445 nt
Organism: Pteropus alecto (black flying fox)
Lineage: Eukaryota; Metazoa; Chordata; Mammalia; Chiroptera; Pteropodidae
Gene: RNASEH2B
Product: ribonuclease H2 subunit B
Exons: 11
Coding region: 16-879 (287 amino acids)
Biological process (GO): ribonucleotide metabolic process; RNA catabolic process
Cellular component (GO): ribonuclease H2 complex; nucleoplasm
Source: RefSeq, a predicted model, not a curated record